AAAGGAAGCCGAGGAGGGCCGGGAACCCGGAAGUACUUCUCGGCAGAGGCCUGGGCGACUCUUUUGAAUGGAAUCGGGCUGAUUCAUCGCCGGUUCCCGGAGCCAGGUCCUUGUUGAGUGUGAGGCGCUGCUCUCGCCGCCGCGUUGCCACAAGGCCAGGAGACAAAGGAGGGAAAAAAAAGACCACUUGUGAAAAAUACCUGUCAGAAUUAGCAAGAAUUGGAGUUAAUAAGAAAUUUGUCAAAUUUAACAAAUUGAAUCCCAACACUGUAAGAGUUACAGUUGCUGACCAGAUGAAUUUAUCUGUUGUGAAUCUCACAGACGUGUUGUGUGAAAGAAAAAGUCAGACAAAAAAAAAAAUCUGUGGUUCUGUUUUUAUACAAUUGGAAAGUAGCAGAACUAUUCUGUACCGUGACAAGCCAGAAUCCCACCUGUCUGAAAUGAAAUAUGGACAGACUUCUUAGACUUGGAGGAGGUAUGCCUGGACUGGGCCAGGGUCCACCUACAGAUGCUCCUGCCGUGGACACAGCAGAACAAGUCUAUAUCUCUUCCUUGGCAUUGCUGAAGAUGUUAAAGCAUGGCCGUGCUGGAGUUCCUAUGGAAGUUAUGGGUCUCAUGCUUGGCGAAUUUGUUGAUGAUUACACCGUCAGAGUGAUUGAUGUGUUUGCUAUGCCACAGUCAGGAACUGGUGUCAGUGUAGAAGCAGUUGAUCCAGUAUUCCAAGCCAAAAUGUUGGAUAUGCUGAAACAAACAGGAAGGCCUGAGAUGGUUGUUGGUUGGUAUCACAGUCACCCUGGCUUUGGCUGUUGGCUGUCUGGUGUGGAUAUCAACACUCAGCAGAGCUUUGAAGCCUUGUCGGAGAGAGCUGUGGCAGUGGUUGUGGAUCCCAUUCAGAGUGUAAAGGGAAAGGUUGUUAUUGAUGCCUUCAGACUGAUCAAUGCUAAUAUGAUGGUCUUAGGACAUGAACCAAGACAAACGACUUCAAAUCUGGGUCACUUAAACAAGCCAUCUAUCCAGGCAUUAAUUCAUGGAUUAAACAGACAUUAUUACUCCAUCACUAUUAAUUAUCGAAAAAAUGAACUGGAACAGAAGAUGCUGUUAAAUUUGCAUAAGAAGAGUUGGAUGGAAGGAUUGACACUUCAAGACUACAGUGAACAUUGUAAACACAAUGAAUCAGUGGUAAAAGAGAUGUUGGAAUUAGCCAAGAAUUAUAAUAAGGCUGUGGAAGAAGAAGAUAAGAUGACACCUGAACAGCUGGCAAUAAAGAAUGUUGGCAAGCAGGAUCCCAAACGUCAUUUGGAAGAACAUGUGGAUGUGCUUAUGACUUCAAAUAUUGUCCAGUGUUUGGCAGCAAUGUUGGAUACUGUUGUGUUUAAAUAAAGCAACGUAGAGAGCUGUCAGUGACACUCUCAAUAUAUUUUCCUUCAUUGUUCUAGUGCUCACAGUCACGGGCGCUCUGCAGGUGAUGUGGUGGCCUGCCAGUCACCUGAGCCACCUUCCAUCUCAGUUCUGCGGCGGCUUCUGCUUAGUUAGUCAGGGCUCUGCAGACUCCAAAGUUGUCAGGAAUACAUCAAAGUGGACACAUUUUGUUAAGAUCCCAUUUACUAUUUGAAAAAAUCAGUAGCACAAAUAUAUUUUGAUUGUUGCUUACAAAAUAAACUACAUUUACAAUCCA
This is a messenger RNA of Peromyscus maniculatus bairdii (prairie deer mouse), 1675 nucleotides long. Lineage: Eukaryota; Metazoa; Chordata; Mammalia; Rodentia; Cricetidae. The record is from RefSeq and is a predicted model, not a curated record.